Molecule: messenger RNA, 1462 nt
Organism: Musca domestica (house fly)
Lineage: Eukaryota; Metazoa; Arthropoda; Insecta; Diptera; Muscidae
Product: G-protein coupled receptor Mth2
Exons: 7
Coding region: 91-1374 (427 amino acids)
Source: RefSeq, a predicted model, not a curated record
AGCCAGUCUAACGCUUGCAAUUGACUUAUCAGCAUCAGCUAUCGCUUGAGAAAAAAAUAAUAAAAUUUCAUAUGAAAUAAUAAAUAUAAUAUGUCACUGAAUUGUUUGCUUGUGUUUGUGUGUAUUUUUGUUGUCACCUCGGCGGAGGGAAAGUUCAAAUGUCAAGAUCGUUUUAAGCUUUGCAUGAAUUUAUGCUGUGAUAAAAAUCUCCUCUACAACUUCAAAUUGCAACAAUGUGUCUCCGCCAAGGAUAUGAAUGUGACUUGGAAUAAACAACUGGAGCUAGGUCAUAAGUUCUUAAAAACGGUAAAUUUGCUCACCGAAUUCGAUUUUGAAGAGCGAACACCUUGUAGAUCGGCCAAAAAUUAUACAAAUUUCGAUUAUGACAUUUUAAGUUUGGAUUAUGUUUUCGGAAAUUUUUGUUUUACACCCUACUACGUGGAUGAACGUAAGGAAUAUGUACUAUUGCCGGUCGUCACAAAUUGUAACAAAACUGAGGAACUUUUAAAUGCACAGGAAAUAUCUGUUAAUGCCUCCAAAAAACUACACAUCACUAUAGUCUUUGCAAUGAUAAUAACGACAAUGGUAUUUGCUGUACUAACCAUGUUCAUAUAUGGAUCAAUUAAGGAAUUACGACAAACUAUACAAACAAAGCUCUUCAUAAGUUAUGGAGCUUCGCUGGUACUUCCGCUCUUCAUUGUGAUGGUAAUAAUCUAUGAAAUUUUUUAUCCAUUUUUAAGGCCAAAAGAUGUGGUUAUUUUGGAUCACAUAACAUUGUACUUUGGUAUUGCCUCAAUAAUUUGGUCCAAUGUCAUAUGUUAUGAAAUGAAACGGAAUGCAAGAUUAAUGAACCAUCGACAUGAUUUAAGAGCAAUUUGGAUUAGAUUUUUCUGGUAUUCUUUGUUUGUUUGGUGUCUGUCGUUGGCAUUGCUUUUAUUGAAUUCAUUCACCGUCAAUCGGGAUCCCAUUUAUACGGAUGCCUUCAUGGUAAUCUUUCUUUCGCUAAAUUUAAUGGUAUUCUUUCUCUUAACAUUUCAAAUCCUAAAAAGUAAUGUACAAGCGGCAAAAUUACAAUGUGGUAACUAUAACAUAAUAAAAAAUUUUCGUAUAGUGCUACGUCUAGCAGCCAUGAUGGGACUAUCACAGAUUACCUACUAUGUGGCAUUUGCAAUUGGUGACAACAUUGACAGUGUAUCAGGAACAAAGCUAAUAUACAUAAUGGGUGGGGUCUAUAUGGCUGAUGCGAUAUUGGUGUUUUUACUAUUUGUAUUAAAACGAAACGUUUUGAAUAUAUUGAAAGCAAGGUACGGUUGCUGUUGUCUAAUACAUAACAAUAAUAGUGUAUCUGGCCCUACUUCCUCACCUUCUAUAUAGUAAGCAAUUUCAAAUAACGAGGGAACUCUGAUAUUUCUUAUUUGAAUGUGUUUAUUUCUUACCUGCAAAUAAAAAAAUGUAUUAUUAA